AUGAAAGUAAUUACGGAUCAAGAUGUUGUAAAUUUUUUAAACAACAACCUAGACAAGUCAUCAAUACUAAAUUUAUUCCAACAUACAUUAUACAAUAGUUUGAAAACAUAUUCAACUAAUCCAAAUAGUAUAGUCCCACCAAGAAUAGCACAAGCAUCAAACAACUCAAACUCAGAUACGACUCAUGUAUAUAUGCCAUGUAUAUCACCUAAUGAAGUGGGAAUAAAAGUUAUAAGUGGAGGACAAGGUAAUAAUGAAAAGGGUUUAGGAUUUCAAGGUUGUGUAUUAAUCAUGGAUGAAAUUACUGGUCAAUUACAAGCCGUUUUGAAUGCUAAUACAUUGACUGCUUUUAGAACAGCACUUGCAUCAUCCUUGGGGUUGAUUGAAAAAAUCAAUGUGGAUAGUGAUAAUAUUUUACCUGAAAUUUCAGUAUUUGGAGUGGGGUUGCAGGCUUAUUGGCAUGUCAAAUUAGCAUUGCUUUUAUAUGAAGACAAGAUCAAAACGGUGAAUAUUUUAAAUCGUACAUUAUCAAAUGCAAAAAAAUUAAAAGACCAAUUCACUAAAGAGUUCUCAAAUAUUGAAUUUAAUGCAUUUCUGUAUCUAGAAAAUGAAGAAGAAUUUUUAAAACACGUACAUAAUAGUUCAAUAAUAUUUGGAUGUACACCAGCUACUACACCAGUCAUAAAAAAAGAGUAUUUAAAUCAAGAUCCUCAAUACCCGGUAUUUAUAUCAUUGAUUGGUUCAUACAAACCGCACAUGAUUGAAUUAGAUUUGGACUUGAUGAAAGAGUUGAAAUCCAAUGGAGUGAAAAUAAUAGUAGAUUCAAAAGAACAUACAUUACAUGAAGCAGGAGAAUUAAUUCAAUCAGAAUAUAAAGAAGAAGAAUUAGUUGAAAUUCAUGAGGUUUAUAAAACUACAAACCCCGAAAUUUUAAAUGAUGUAAGUUAUAAAAACCUAAAUUUAACAGUCCAAAAAAUCGUUGGAUUAUCUAUUAUGGAUUUAUCAAUUGGCAAACUUAUUUAUGACAAGAUUGGGGAUGAUACUGUAAUUGUAAAUAAUUUUUAA
Molecule: messenger RNA, 1065 nt
Organism: Lodderomyces jiufengensis
Lineage: Eukaryota; Fungi; Ascomycota; Pichiomycetes; Serinales; Debaryomycetaceae
Exons: 1
Coding region: 1-1065 (354 amino acids)
Cellular component (GO): cytoplasm
Source: RefSeq, a predicted model, not a curated record